AUGGAUGUCCCCGACACACAACAAAAUUAUGAUAAACAAAGUGAACUAAAAGCCUUUGACGACACAAAAGCUGGUGUCAAAGGGCUAAUUGAUGCUGGGAUUACUAAAGUACCUCGAAUAUUUAUUCAUCCAGAGGCCUUAGAAAACCCCUCGAGCCCCAGAAAAACACGUUUUAUUUUCCCAUUAAUAGACCUUCAAAACAUCAAUAAAAAUCCUAUCAAGCACAAAGAAAUAGUAAAUAAAAUUCGAGAUGCAUCGGAGACAUGGGGUUUCUUUCAAGUGAUCAAUCAUGGAAUUCCAGUGUCAGUACUAGAUGAAAUGUUGCGAGGAGCACGUCGUUUUCACGAGCAAGAAAUCGAUGUUAAGAAGCCAUACUAUAGUCGAGAUGUGGCAAGGAAGGUGAUGUAUAACUGCAAUUUUGAUUUGUUUAGUGAGAAAGCUUUAGCAGCAAAUUGGAGAGACUCACUUUAUUCUGUUAUGGCUCCAAAUUCUGCUAAGCCAGAGGAGUUGCCUGAGACGUGCAGGGAAAUUGUAAUAGAGUACUCAGAUCAUGUGAUGAAAUUGGGGUGCAAUUUGCUUGAGUUAUUAUCAGAGGGUCUUGGUCUCAAACCUAAUCAUCUCAAAGAAAUGGACUGUGCUGAGGGACUUGGCAUUUUGUGUAAUUAUUAUCCAGCAUGUCCACAACCCGAACUUGCAAUAGGCACAAGCAGACAUGCAGAUAAUGAUUUUUUCACAGUACUUCUACAAGAUGAUUUUGGAGGACUUCAAGUUUUUCACCAAAAUCAUUGGGUUGAUGUUCCUCCUAUCCAUGGAGCUUUAGUUAUCAAUAUUGGUGAUAUUCUCCAGCUCAUAUCAAAUGACAAGUACAAAAGCAUAGAGCACAGAGUGCUGGCAAACAAAGUUGGUCCAAGAAUAUCAGUAGCAAGUUUCUUCGGCACAGGGCCAUUGGCAUCUUCAAGGAUUUAUGGACCAAUUAAGGAGUUAUUAUCAGAAGACAAUCCUCCAAAAUAUAGAGAAACUACAAUGAAAGACUUCUUUGAAUACUCUAGCCAGAAAGGACUUGAUGGCAAUUCUAAUUUGUCUUACUACAGAAUUUGAAACUUACACUUUGUUUGGAUCAUUGUUCCCCAUUGUUUUAUAAUGUAUUGUAUGGUAUUGUACCGUAUCGUUUUAUGAAUAGAAUAUUUGGAUAGAUUGUAUUGUU
Nicotiana tabacum (common tobacco) is the source of this 1204-nucleotide messenger RNA. Its product is annotated as 1-aminocyclopropane-1-carboxylate oxidase homolog. The record is from RefSeq and is a predicted model, not a curated record. Lineage: Eukaryota; Viridiplantae; Streptophyta; Magnoliopsida; Solanales; Solanaceae.